AUGCCGCUGUACGGGACGCUCGAGCCGUUCGAGGGUGAUGAGUCCGCCUGGCCAGUCUACGAGGAACAAGUUCACGUGUUUUUCCGGGCGAACGACACACCCGAGGCAAAACAGCGGGACAUUUUCCAGUGCCAGUUCUCCCAAGCACAAUGCAUCACGUGCGGAAAAACUGGGCACCUCGCACGGGUUUGCCGAGGGGGGAGGACGAACAGCGGACAGCAGCAGCAGCCUGGAUCAAGCCCAGGUUCCACACAAGCCCGCGGUCAGGGUAGCCGUCGCAAGCGUUCGCGACGGGGCCGUGCGGCAGCAGGCGCGGGUCCUUCAGCGGCCAGGCUCCACGUCGUCGCUGAGAACCCGCCAAUCUUCGACAUGUGGCACACAGGCCUUGUUCCGUCGUCUGUGCCACCAUAUCUGCUGACCGUUGAAGUCUGCGGGCACCCAAUUUCCCUGGAGCUGGACACAGGGGCCAGCGUGUCGGUCAUGGCCGGGAAACUGCUCAAGCGUACAUUCCCCGACGUGUCCGUCGAGGCUUCGGGCGUGAUGCUGCGCAGCUACUGCGGACAGCUCGCCCAGGUCCAGGGGCAGGCCCAGGUCAGCGUUCGCUUUGGUGAGAGGGAGGCAACCCUUCCCCUUUAUUUAACCAAGAGAUCAUCACCGACGCUGCUGGGCCACUACUGGAUUCACGCACUGGGCGUUCGGUUGCCGGCGUACCAAGAGGCCAUCCUACAUGUGGUUAAAGACGUCCCAAGCCUCUUGACCGAUUUCAAGUCCCUGUUCCGACCGGGGGUGGGCACAUUUGCUGGUACGACGGCUAGCAUUUACGUUCCCGAGGAAGCCCGGCCUUAUUUUUUCAAGCUUCGCCCACUGCCGUUCGCCCUGAAGGACGGGGUCACCCAGGAGCUGCAACGGUUACAGCGAGAGGGCAUCCUGGUGCCCGUCAAGACGUCUGAUUGGGCCGCUCCCAUAGUUCCAGUCCUCAAGCGAGAUGGCAGUGUCAAGAUCUGCGGGGAUUUCAAGGUUACCAUCAACCCCGUCGCUACCGUCGAGAAGUACCCGCUGCCCUGGAUUGAAGAUCUCUGGUCAGCGUUGUCCGGGGGACAGAAGUUCACAGAACUCGACCUCAAAGACACUUACCAGCAGCUGGUGCUCCAGGAUGCCUCCCGGAAGGGCAUGAGGCACGUGGUGGUGUACUUGGACGACAUCCUGGUUACUGGCACCUACGACGGGGACCACCUGCAAAACCUGCACUACGUCCUGGCACGAUUACAGGACGCCGGUCUCAGGCUCAAGCUGGAAAAGGGCGAUUUCCUGGCCCCCAGCGUUGAGUACCUGGGACACGUCAUUUCCCAGGCUGGCCUGUCCCUAGCCUCCCGCAAAGUUGAUGCUGUGCUCAAGGCGCCAAAGCCCCACAACAAGGAGCUUCAGAGAUAA
Messenger RNA from Dermacentor silvarum, 1431 nucleotides. RefSeq lists its product as uncharacterized. NCBI's taxonomy places the organism in Eukaryota, Metazoa, Arthropoda, Arachnida, Ixodida, Ixodidae. Bases 1 to 1431 code for a protein of 476 amino acids. The record is from RefSeq and is a predicted model, not a curated record. Gene Ontology annotation, molecular function: nucleic acid binding; zinc ion binding. The transcript is spliced from 3 exons.